AUGCAUUUCGCUACUAUCCUGGCUGUGUCAGCUUCGAUCUUUACCUUGGGCUGUGUCGCCGACCCUCUAUCCUUCACUAGCUGGCCCGCAGAUAUCGCGGCUGGGAAGCCCGUCACUCUGACAUGGACAGGUGCCGCUACCAAUGAGCCUGUCACUCUUACCCUACGGAAGGGUACUUCCACGGACCUGCAGGACGUGGAGGUCAUCACCGCUCAGGGCAAGGAUGGAACUUUUACCUGGACUCCUGGCUCUAAUAUCAAAGAAGGCGAGACCUAUGCCUUCCAAGUUACACAGGAUGGCCAGAGGAAUUACUCUGCUCUCCUGAGAGCUGGUGCCCCCGUCAACCCUCCGGCUUCCGAUACGACUCAAACCGGUACUGGAACCACCACGGCCCCUACCACUGAAGCUACCAGCCAGACCACUGGUACCAGCACUAGCAGCAAGCCUUUGAUCAGCUCCUCUGUUUCCGGCACACCCUCCAGCACCCCUGCCUCCAUGGCCACCAGCUCCAUCAGCGCUGAGGCCCCCUUUGGUACCAGUGAUUCAGAUAUCAAUGAAAAGGAUGCAUCUGCGACUGCCAGUGUUCAGGGCUCUGCUUCUGUGUUACGAUACUCUGUUGGGCUAGCAGCUGGUGCCAUGGCUGUGUUCUUCUACUUGGGACUUUAA
This is a messenger RNA of Penicillium odoratum, 666 nucleotides long. RefSeq names its product GPI anchored serine-threonine rich family protein. The record is from RefSeq and is a predicted model, not a curated record. Lineage: Eukaryota; Fungi; Ascomycota; Eurotiomycetes; Eurotiales; Aspergillaceae. The transcript has 2 exons. The coding region runs from base 1 to 666 and encodes 221 amino acids.